This is a messenger RNA of Mugil cephalus (flathead mullet), 843 nucleotides long. RefSeq names its product apolipoprotein C-II (gene apoc2). Gene Ontology annotation, molecular function: enzyme activator activity. The transcript has 4 exons. The record is from RefSeq and is a predicted model, not a curated record. Lineage: Eukaryota; Metazoa; Chordata; Actinopteri; Mugiliformes; Mugilidae. Bases 16 to 432 code for a protein of 138 amino acids. Gene Ontology annotation, cellular component: chylomicron. Gene Ontology annotation, biological process: lipid transport; lipid metabolic process.
GUGCACUUUGGCUCUAUGAGCGUCAAGUCAACACAUUUACACUCCUAUAUAAACAGGCUGUGCCGGCGGUGCCUCUUACUCUUUUUUUUCCGUUUUCUUUCACAGUCAUUUCUGGAGGCGAAUACAAUUCACACCAUGAAUAAGCUGCUGGUUGUUACUGUGCUUGUUGCACUUCUUGCUCUUAACGCUGAAAGCUUCCGCGUGUUGAGGGAGACCGUGGAGGAACCGGGGACUCUGGCUAAAGUCACAGGUACCUUGAGGUCCUACUAUGACAGCGCCCUCAGCACUGCCAGCGGAUAUCUGGAUAGCAUCAAGGGCAUGAAGCUGGAGGAAAAGGCAAAGAAUUUUUACACUGAUACUACCACCGUUGUGAGCACCUACGCCGGCAUCAUGCAGGACCAGCUUUACCACAUUGUGUACCCCCAGAAUUAAAAAUAAAUAAACUUUUCUCAUGGCAUAGAAACCUCCACACAAACAUCAUCUGACAUUAGGAACUUUUCCACAUCUCAACACACUCAGACUUUAAAACCUCCAACGGCAUCUUCAGAAACAUGAGACACGCUGCUCUUUGUUGGGCCACUGCACAACCACCUGAUGGAGACUGUGAAGCUUUGAGAAGACAACUGAAUGACACAACUUGGGAAAGGAGCACAGAUCAGAUCUCAGAGUUAAAAACAAUCAGAGAUAAAAAUGAUGCAAAAAAUGUAAUGGUGUAAUGAUACGUGAUUAUCUAACACCACCUACUGGUGUUUUCAUUUUCUCACAGUUGACUCUAAUGGCAAUCCCAUCUCCAAAUGCAAAUAAAUAUUUGUGAUAUCUUAAAAUAAAAUAUUUAUGCUAAAA